Messenger RNA from Rotaria sordida, 2275 nucleotides. NCBI's taxonomy places the organism in Eukaryota, Metazoa, Rotifera, Eurotatoria, Philodinida, Philodinidae. The record is from the annotation of a GenBank genome assembly.
AUGCUACGAACAAGAUUUAAUCUGCUUCGACAAUCAAUAGUAACUCCAAUUAUUUAUCAUCGUGAACAAAUCUCAUCUGAUCAUUCAAUUUUUUCAGACGACACUCUAAAUCAUCUAUUUUCAAAUCAGUCAUCAUUAGUUGUGGGCAAAGUUGUUCGUGAUCACUACGAGAAACUUCUUCAAGAGAAAUCUCGUACAUAUGAAUUUGUUGAAGAACUUUAUCGUACUGUUCUCGAUGAAAAACAACAAAUGAAGAGAGAAUUAAUGUACCUGAAAGGAAUUCUUCAUAGUCGAGGUGUUAUGGAAGAAUUUCGAGGUUACUUACAUGGACUUCUUCAACCAAGAACAAGUACACCAAUGUCUACCAAAAAACUUUAUAUGAAAAUGCUCGAACUUGGUACCGAUCCAUCAAAAAAUACGUCUAUUGUUACACCAUUAGUUGAAGAUUUAUUCGUAUGUUUUGGCGGUGAGCUACAGAAUUUAUCCACCAACGAUAGAGAAAUGAUGUUCAAUACAAUUCCUCAUGAAUUGGAUCAUCUCUACAAUUGUUUGUCUGAAUCGAUUCACGCGGUUAAAAUCGGUCGACAUGACCGUGAUUUUGUUAUUUGCACGUAAAAAAUCAUUUCGUAGAAAAUCUUCAAUAUUUAUCUCUGUAUUUAUAGAGACAAUUUAACUGCGAAGCAGGUGUGUUUAAUUCAAUCAAUUGCAAAACACUAUCUGCUACUAGAGCCACAUGAGAUUCGUGUGAUGAAGUAUCAAGAAACAAAAAACCAAAUGAAUUAACCCAUCGAUUUUCCAAUUGUUUGAUAUUAAUGGAUCACCUUCUAUUGUUAUUAAACCUAUAAAAAAUGCGCUUUUUUUAUAGAGCUAAAAAAACAUCGAUGGGUGUGUUAUUGUAAUGUUUUUGUGAUAAAUGUUUGUAAGAAUAAACUUCCCAAAAAAAUUUCAUCUUUAUAAGAUCUGUUGUCUUAGCUUUAUACACAAAUAAUAAUAUUGUUUUUCCACAGCGAAAAAAUUUCCAGAGAUGUGAACUUUUCUGAGUCGCUCUCAUGGAAGGAGUCGUUUUGAAUGAGUGAGUUACGAUAGUUCAAUCUUCGAUGAUACUACUAUUAUUUCGAUUUUUUUUGAAUGAUAAAGUAGUGCUCGAAAUAUGAUUGUAGACAGUAAGGCUAUUUGUUCAUUGUUUCUUCACAAAAAUGCUUGAUUUUGGUUGGCAACUACCAUUUAUCCUGGUGCUUUCUCAAAACAGAUGAUAUCUACUCAUAGGGAAUAUACAAAAACCUAUAAAAAAUAUUUGAAUGAAUGAGUUUGAUUGUGAUUAUGUUCAAGAAAUCUUCUGCUUAACUAUGACUACUAAACAGGUCCCUUUUUAGCUGGACAGGCUGUGUGAGAUAUUCUAAAGAUGGCUUAUAGGGAGUCUCAUAUAUCUGUACAUAAUCAAAAAUAUCUGUUAGACAAAGGUUAGUGCAUAAAUCAAAAUCAAAUUUGUAAUAGCAUGUGAAAUUUAUUAAGCUGGAAAUCAGAUACACAAUAAAAAUCUAAGAUAUAAAGCAUAGAUUGAGGACUACCAUAGUAUUAAAAUGAUACAUAUAUAUGAAUGAUCUAUAGUAGAUGAAGAAAAAGAGAACACAUCAUCAUAGACUAUGAAUCAAAUCUAAUUUUGAAGUGAAAAUUUUGAUCGAUUAGAUUAUAGAAAUAAGUAAAUACACCUACUACAAUAUCAUUGUGUUGGCACUGUGCAGUAUCUAACUAUUAAAAAUAAUACUUUUUCUUAAGAUUAAUUCAAUAGAAAAAAUAAUAAUAACUCACAGUAUUUAUAUGAUUUUCUUCUUCAUUAAAACGAUAAUUAUCAUUUUUGACGCUUACCUUAAUACGACGAAAGAGAAUUUAAAAAAAAGCAAAGCUUAACAUGAAAAGAGAAUGGUUGCAGCUUACUGAACGUAUGUCACACGAAAAAAAUGAUUUACAGAAAAAUAAAUAAAUAAAAAUAUAACAAGAAAACCAUAAAUAAAAAUAUGCAAAAUUCUAAACAAACAAGUAACGCUCGUCGCCGCCACUCGCUUAACCCUCGACUGAAUAUAGUCUACUCAUUAUCCAUCGUUUCCUCAUCGAAUUCUAUAUUGAUAAUUAUCGUCGAACAAACACACGUAUUCUAAAAUCUAUACGCUAUUCAAAGAGUUGGUCUUUUUUACAAGAGGAUCGUCUAUAAGAAUAAUGUAUAAGUUUUUUGUAUACGUGUAUUCGUUAAGUGAUAGUUCUGAAUAUAUAAUUUCAU